UGUAACCGAGUAAGAAAAGAAAAUUGCUUAGAGAAAAAGUGAGAAAAGAAAAUUAAAACAAAAAUAAAACGAUAGAAGCUGAUAAAGGGGGUUAGGGUUUAUCAUAUUCGAAAGCUUCCUUUAUCGCUCCCCGUUUCAAUCUUCGUUUCUUGCUGUCCUCAAAACUGGGAGUACCCUUCAAUCCGAAGCAGAAGCCUAGAUGAGUGAUUCCAAGGAGAAGAAGAAGGAGAAUGAGGAGAGUGCACAAGAAGACGAGGCUGUGACCAUUGCUUUGCCUAAUCACAAAGCAGCACAAGCUGAUGAACAUGAAGACCAUGACUCUUCUGUGCCACUGGACCAAACCCUGAUUCAGACGUUAAAUGGCACUCCACCUCUCCCUGAAGAUAAUAAGAUUAUGGAAUCUUGGUCCAAUCCGGAGCAACCAACUCAAGAUUCACCUGACUCCCCAGGCCUUUUAAAUGAUGACAAAGAUUUACUCAAACCUAAUACGCAACCCACUUCUGAUGUCAAGAUUGAAGACAAUGACUUACCUCCAAGCAAUCUAGGCUGUGUACACCGCCACAAUAACACGUCUUCAAGUCAUGUUGAUACUGCUGAACCAGAUGUUUCAGUUGCCAAAGAUGAACCUUGUCAAGUGCGUGAUACCAAACUUUCUGGUGAUGCUGACACUCUGCCUGCAACUACUACGGGUCAUAAUGAACCUGCUAUGCACUGUGCUAAAGCUUCUGAUAUAAAAUCUCAAAUUCAGAAUGGACGACAAAUCAAUAUGGAGCUGAAUGGAAAAGAUGUUAUUACACCUGUAGAGAAUGGGAACUCAAGCUCAAAGCACUUCUUUCUUUUGGGCAAUGAUCAUUUGUCAGAAGGUAAUGAAUCGGGAACAGAAGAAGAGCAAUCGGCUUUUAUGAAGGAGCUGGAAAUUUUUUUUAGGGAGAGGAGCACGGAAUUCAAGCCUCCGAAGUUUUAUGGGGAGGGUCUGAAUUGCCUUAAGUUGUGGAGAGCAGUGACUAGAUUGGGUGGCUAUGAUAAGGUGACUUCUUGUAAGUUGUGGCGGCAAGUGGGAGAGUCUUUCAAACCCCCAAAGACAUGCACUACAGUUUCAUGGACAUUCCGAGGUUUUUAUGAGAAGGCCCUCCUUAGUUACGAAAGGCAUAAAGCACAUGGUGGUGAGCUUAAUGUACCCAUUGCUUCCCACUCAGAGCCUAUGAAUAUUGAAAAUCAGGCUUCAGGAUCGGGUAGAGCACGUAGAGAUGCUGCAGCACGUGCUAUGCAGGGUUGGCACUCACAACGUCUUCUUGGUAAUGGUGAAGUUAGUGACCCUAUUAUCAAGGAUAAGAAUUCUAUUUCAAUGCAAAAGCGUGAAAAGCAGCUGAAGAACAUUGGUUUGCUUAAACGCAAGAAACCAUCUUACAUGGAACAUACGGUCAAAGCUGCACGUACUAGGGCAUCUAAACCACAAUUGGAUUCAUCAGUCAUUGAUAUUGGGCCCGCAGCUGAUUGGGUAAAGAUCAAUGUGCAGAAAACUAAAGAUUGUUUUGAGGUCUAUGCUUUAGUUCCGGGCCUUCUUCGUGAAGAGGUGUAGGCUCUGACCCUGAUGGGGUUGGAAUCUGUAACUAGUGGACCUCAACUCUGAGUUGGAGAUAACUGCACUUCCACCCUACACACUUGGUGGAAUGGAGUCGGAGUUACAUAUUGGAGUACCAUUUUUUUAGCCUUUUUAAAAUAAAUGGAAGAAGGAUAAACAAUUUAGAAUCAGCAACAAAUGAAAAAAAGAGACUUAUAAUCAGAUUACUUGGCACAAAAUUAAAAAAACAGAAACAAACUUCACAAAAAAUAAAUAAACAGAAACAAACUUCGAUUUAAGAUAUUUUAUUUGAAUUUAACAAAGGCACAAAGCUCAGCAAAGGCACAAAGCUCAGCUCCAGGAGUCCACAAAAGCCUUUUUGCAUUCCUCGAUGGCUUGACUGGAUAGAAAUUUGUAUAUUAGAUACUUGUUUCAUAGUACCACCUUUUUGAAAAUCACUAUUGGAUACAUGUUCCCGCUGUACCAGCUAUGUACAAAUACAUUGAGUAGAAUCUUUUUUGUUUUGGGAUCCUUGGCAGGAUCAGCAAAAAACAUGAAAUUUGCCCAAAAGCUAGUUGUGGUGGUAUUCUCAACUAGCCAAGUCAAAAAACAAAGUCAAUCUUUUAGGUUGAAGCAUACAAAAAGUGUGGCAUCAGUUUCAACUCUAGAUGUAUCAUUGAGAAGAUAUAUUAAAUAAUAAGGUCUAUAUUCCACUAGUAGUAUU
This is a messenger RNA of Carya illinoinensis, 2285 nucleotides long. Its product is annotated as AT-rich interactive domain-containing protein 6-like. The coding region runs from base 200 to 1579 and encodes 459 amino acids. Gene Ontology annotation, biological process: regulation of transcription by RNA polymerase II. The record is from RefSeq and is a predicted model, not a curated record. Gene Ontology annotation, molecular function: DNA binding. The transcript has 12 exons. Gene Ontology annotation, cellular component: nucleus. Lineage: Eukaryota; Viridiplantae; Streptophyta; Magnoliopsida; Fagales; Juglandaceae.